This is a messenger RNA of Ectocarpus sp. CCAP 1310/34, 498 nucleotides long. The record is from the annotation of a GenBank genome assembly. NCBI's taxonomy places the organism in Eukaryota, Phaeophyceae, Ectocarpales, Ectocarpaceae.
AUGCCCAUCUCAUCCUUGUGCGCGGAGGCAGACGUUAUCAGAAAGGUGGACGGGCACUAUGUACACGGUCCUAGGUUUACUAGAGGGAGUUGUGCUGUCUCAGUAACCUGGUUUUGCCAUCAAAGGAGGAGGGGAUAGGUGGUGACGAGCUGAUUUGGGCUGGUUGACCCUUCGGCGCGAGAAUUUUUCGACCAAGAACCCCAAGUGCAACGAGGGAGAAAGCGAGGAACCGACUGGGAUGGACAGCAACGAGAGCGUGUACGAAGCGGAGCGGGUCGAGUUUGGUCGUGCUAGGACUGGCCACAGCGCGGCACCGGAGUAGCGGCACCGGAGCAGCGGAACCGGAGCGGGCGGACGGCAUCGAACCGUGGGGCACGGACAAACAUCUCGUGUGUUGUCAAUUAUUUUUCCGUUGUUUCCCUGAAUACAGGGGUUGGGUUAAUGUGAAGACGUCACUGGUGUUGUAGAGAGACGCGCAGAGAUGGCGCGGAUAACCCG